UUGCUGUCGUCGUUCACAGUUCAAUCCGUCAUUUCCUGCUGCAUCACUUGCACUACAAACUUUUUGUUAACAGAUGGAUAUCAAGAAAGAGAUCAGAGAUCUUGAUGAGAAAGGAUUGAAGCUUGUAAAAGAAGGACGUUAUCUUGAAGCAAUUAGAAUUUAUGAAGAAGCCAGGCAGAUGGCAGAACAAUAUUUGGAAGUAACAGAUGAAGUGAGACUGGCAGUUCUUGGUAAUCUGGGGGAGACAUACAUUGCUAAUGGAGAAUAUAUGAAAGCACAAGCAAUUCUAGAAAAUCUUUUAUCAGUUAUGAGAAAACUUCCUGAGACACAUAAUCUCUUACUAGCUGCCACCUUGUAUUCUCUGGGGCAAUGUUACUUACUUCAAUCCAAGUAUGUUGAUGCCACAUCAUUACUGGAGGAGUGCUUGUUAAUACGACAGAAACACCUUCCAGCUAAUGAUGUGAAGGUGGCCAAGAGUAAGUGUUGUGUGUGAGUAAUUGUUGUAUUUGAAAGAUUUUCAACUUAUUUGA
Corticium candelabrum is the source of this 530-nucleotide messenger RNA. RefSeq lists its product as uncharacterized. Bases 74 to 493 code for a protein of 139 amino acids. The record is from RefSeq and is a predicted model, not a curated record. Lineage: Eukaryota; Metazoa; Porifera; Homoscleromorpha; Homosclerophorida; Plakinidae. Gene Ontology annotation, molecular function: protein binding. The transcript is spliced from 5 exons.